ACUUUCAUUGCAGUGCCGAUGUCUACCUGGAAGGUGAAACUCAGGGAAAACGCAUGUUUCCUCAGUUUCCGGAUGAUCAGUGUAGCCUUCCUAAAAGAAAGAAAAUGGAAACCUGAAAACGCACUUAGCUUAACAGUCGAGCGUUUUGUGAUAAUAUAAGAACAAUUUGGAGGUACGAUUACCGACAUCAUCAAACAGCAGCUGGAUCUUGCUGAAGAUUGGAGAUCAUCCCUUAACCUCCCUUCUGAAUCAAUGGAAGGGUCUGACAGUUUAGAGCAAAAUGGCAGUGACCAGCCAGAGUCACAGCGCAGAAGGCAGCUGGACCGCCUGGACAGGGAAGAGGCCUUCUACCAGUUUGUUAACAAUCUCAGUGAUGAGGACUAUCGUCUCAUGAGAGACAACAAUCUUUUGGGCACCCCAGGAGAGGUAACAGAGGAUGAGCUGUUUAGUAGACUACAGCAAAUCAAGGAUGGUCCGGAACAGCAGAAUAACAGUACUAGUGCCCCCAGUACUGAAAGUGGAGAAGAUCCAGUUGAACCACCAGAAAACACUGAGGAUCCUGCCAAUGGGGAUAGUCUCUUAGACUGGUUAAAUACAGUGAGGCGCACAGGCAACACAACUAGAACUGGUCAUCGUGGAAACCAGUCAUGGCGGGCUGUAAGCCAGACCAACCCAAACAGUGGCGAUUUUCGCUUUAGCCUGGAAAUCAGCGUGAAUCGCAACCUGGCUGAACAGCAGGCUGCUGCUGAAGGUGAGCAGGAGUCUCCCCAGGAGUCUCCAGAGGGUCAAGAAGUGGUUGCAAGUGCUGAACCACAGGUGGCUAUUGCUGAACCAGAGGUGGCUAUUGCUGAACCAGAGGUGGCUAUUGCUGAACCAGAGGUGGCUAUUGCUGAACCAGAGGUGGCUAUUGCUGAACCAGAGGUGGAAAAUGCUGAACCAGAGGUGGACAAUGCUGAACCACAGGUGCCCAUGGAGACGGAAGUUGUAGAAGAACCAGUUAUAGAGGAAUUGGCUGUCACAGUGGAGCAAGAACCAGAGCCUGAACUAGAAGAAGUUGUUUCACAAGAGAUUUUAGGAGAACCUCCCAGCUCACCUGCCGCCCUGCCAGUACAACCCCCACUUUCUCUUUCUCCACGUAGAGGGCAAAGACGAGCCCGCAGCCGCAGUCCAGAACCACGCAGGACUAGGGCCCGUACAGCCAGGAGCCGCUCCCCUCUCAACCUGGAUCAGCUGGAUGGUCUCCCUAAUCCACGUCAUGCACACAGCUCUCAAAGCCUGAACUCUGCCACCAUUGCUCCCCCAGUGUCUCAAGUAGAGGGUAGUUCUCGGACUCGACAACAUGUUCUUUCUAGGCAAAGCACUGCUGACAGUGAUGUUCAGCCAUCUAGGGCUAGUGCAGAAACAGUCCCAGAGGUCCAAAAUAUGGGAUCUCAAGAAGGAGAAGCUGCUGGGGGUGAAGGAGGUGCAGCGGGGCGCCGGCCCCCUACUAUUAUGCUUGAUCUCCAGGUGCGUCGUGUGCGUCCCGGCGAAUAUCGCCAAAGAGACAGUAUUGCUAGCCGCACCCGCUCGCGAUCCCAGAACUCAAACAACACAUUUCUUUAUGAGAGUGAGCGUGGUGGAUUUCGUAGGACUUUCUCACGCUCUGAACGUGCUGGUGUGAGGACCUACGUCAGCACUAUACGCAUCCCUAUUCGAAGAAUCUCUGAUGCAGGUUUGGGAGAGGCAACCUCAAUGGCUCUUCAAUCUAUGAUUAGACAGAUUAUGACUGGUUUUGGUGAACUCGGCUACCUCAUGGAUUCAGACUCUGAUUCUUCAGAUUCAAACCGGGGUGCCAACACACCUGCGGAUCUGGCUGAAGCCCUCAACAACCCAGAUGCUACUACUCCUCCUGCUGCUGCUUCUGCUCCUGUUGCCGAUGUUGAUGAACCACCUCUGGCUGCAGGAGUUAGAGCAAGGACAGCAGAGGCUGAUAUUGACGAGGGCCUUGCCACUGCUCCACCUGCUUCAGGUGGCAGGGCUCGACCUAGACCACCUAUAAGCCUAGAGGAGCCCAGCACGCUGCCCUUCCUUCGGCUUGCCCACUUCUUCCUCCUAAAUGAUGACGAUGAGGAUCAGCCCCAAGGGCUGACUAAAGAGCAGAUUGACAACCUCUCAAUGCGCAACUUUGGUGAGACUGAUGCCUUGAAAACUUGCAGUGUCUGCAUAACAGAAUAUGCUGAAGGUAACAAGCUACGUAAGCUGCCCUGCUCUCAUGAGUACCACGUGCACUGCAUUGAUCGCUGGCUAUCCGAAAACUCUACUUGUCCCAUCUGCCGCAGGGCUGUCUUAAUAUCGGCCAACCGAGAGAGCGUGGUGUAGCUUAUUAAAGACUGCAGGCCUUUUGUCUCAACCUAAGUAAUCUAAUAUCCCAAGUCCCUAAGAGGUUUUGAGGAAAUGUGUCUCCACUGUUGAAAUGUAUUUCUUUCAUACCAUUUGUGAGUUUGAUCAUAAUGCAGUCAGGUUUGAUUUGCGGUGCUCCAUACAAUGACAUUGGGACAAGUUCUGUCUUUAGUAAGACAUUUAUUAUUGCAGUCCAAAGUUAGGCACAAGCAAUGCAUGCUGUUUGAAUUAACCUGUAGUGACCAAGGAGCUUGUUGCAUGGCGUCAAGCCAUGUACAUAAGCAGGCCGGUAUCUCAAAGGAUUUCCUGUUUAUAAAUGCUGCACACCUGCAGGUAGUUCAGGUACAUCUGCUAUUUUGUAUUCACUCCUAAAUGGCGCCUUAUAUACCGGAAGUUGGGCAUUGGUACAGUUCUUAGUUACACCAGUUCAAAGUAUUAGCUGUAAAUAAGCUUGUAAAAAAUAUUUUCGAUCAUACUUUGUAUCAGUGAAUUGGUUUUGAAUUGUAGAUUAUCUCAUAUAAAGAUUAGGGUCACGUUGGCUGCAAUUACUCUCUAUCAGAGAAUCCCUAAAUUUUCUGUUUAACAAAUAGGUGGUAUCAUCGUACACAGUCCAAAGGAGGUUGGACAUUAAUUGGUUUGCCAUUUACUAGUGACUUGUACUCCCUUUUUGUACACCUAAAAGAAACAAAGUACCAUUUUGGGGUAGCAUAUACCAUGAAAAUUCUGUGUGAAUUGUUUAAAAUCAAGUUGUCGGCAUGUGAAUUUUUCCACCUCAUAAUAUACUGACAGGCAUGAUGUUAAACAUAUAAAUAUACUUG
This is a messenger RNA of Etheostoma spectabile (orangethroat darter), 3197 nucleotides long. RefSeq names its product ring finger protein, LIM domain interacting (gene rlim). Lineage: Eukaryota; Metazoa; Chordata; Actinopteri; Perciformes; Percidae. The transcript is spliced from 4 exons. The record is from RefSeq and is a predicted model, not a curated record. Bases 253 to 2358 code for a protein of 701 amino acids. Gene Ontology annotation, molecular function: ubiquitin protein ligase activity. Gene Ontology annotation, cellular component: nucleus. Gene Ontology annotation, biological process: ubiquitin-dependent protein catabolic process; random inactivation of X chromosome; protein ubiquitination.